CCGCCGGAGGAGAGAAUCUACAGCAGCCAGCCGGGCGGCACGCUCCUACAAUCCACACGGGACCCCACAAUAACAAACCCGUGUCGUAGCUGCAGUAAAGACGGGGAGGGAAUUUUUGCCUCCAAGGGUCUAAUAUAAAAAGCAAGGGAAGUGUAUCUACCGCCUGCCCACUGACCCAUGCAGGGACCUUGCUCCUCAGUGUUGUCCUUUGUGUUUGUAAUAGCAACAACAUGCUGUACCCCAAGGAAGACAAGGAAAACAGAAUCCUGCUCUAUGCGUGUCGAAACUGCGAUUACCAACAGGAAGCCGACAACAGCUGCAUCUACGUCAAUAAGAUCACCCAUGAAGUGGAUGAAUUGACACAAAUCAUUGCGGACGUUUCCCAGGACCCAACUUUGCCCCGGACAGAGGAUCACCCAUGUCAGAAGUGCGGGCACAAAGAAGCAGUAUUCUUCCAGUCUCACAGCGCAAGGGCUGAGGACGCCAUGAGGUUGUAUUACGUAUGCACCGCCCCGCACUGCGGCCACCGCUGGACUGAAUAAAGGGGCAGCCGUUUGAGACCUGACAUCACUUCUGACCCCCGGUUGUUAGAAACACUUGGGCUCUGUUCCCAUCUUGGAAGAGCCUCUGUUCCUGGUUCUAUCUAACCAUUGUAUUUUUGUUAAUAAAAAGGUUUUAUUUUUCAAGUCA
This is a messenger RNA of Trachemys scripta elegans, 690 nucleotides long. It is a transcript of the gene POLR2I, whose product is annotated as RNA polymerase II subunit I. The coding region runs from base 231 to 542 and encodes 103 amino acids. Lineage: Eukaryota; Metazoa; Chordata; Testudines; Emydidae. The record is from RefSeq and is a predicted model, not a curated record. Gene Ontology annotation, biological process: transcription initiation at RNA polymerase II promoter; DNA-templated transcription; maintenance of transcriptional fidelity during transcription elongation by RNA polymerase II. Gene Ontology annotation, molecular function: zinc ion binding; nucleic acid binding; DNA-directed RNA polymerase activity. The transcript has 5 exons. Gene Ontology annotation, cellular component: RNA polymerase II, core complex.